This is a messenger RNA of Vicia villosa (hairy vetch), 663 nucleotides long. RefSeq lists its product as uncharacterized. NCBI's taxonomy places the organism in Eukaryota, Viridiplantae, Streptophyta, Magnoliopsida, Fabales, Fabaceae. The coding region runs from base 1 to 663 and encodes 220 amino acids. The record is from RefSeq and is a predicted model, not a curated record. The transcript has 2 exons.
AUGGUGCAACCGUCGUCACCGGUGCACUUGUCGUCGUCUUCUCACCCUACCUCCAGCACGACUGCGCAGCUAAAAUCCAUGGAUGAUUCGAUUCGUCUCCAAUUAUUUCUCAAGAUCACACAAAAACUAGAUGAGAAAAACUUCCAUUUAUGGCACCAACAAAUCGAACCCUACAUCAAUGCUCAUGGACUCACUGACGUAAUCCUUUCUUUUGUUCGUGGUUGCAAUCAUGCUCAUCAACUUUGGGAUAGUUUAUUCAACUAUUUUCAGAAGCAAACUCGUGCCAAAGCACGACAACUCAGAGUUGAACUCCGUGCACUCUCUCUUGACAAUUCAUCAAUUCAAGAGUAUCUACUCAAAAUUUGCAACAUUGUUGAUGCUCUAGCAUCCAUUGGAGAUCCUAUUCCAUCUUCUCACCAUAUUGAUGUCAUUCUUGAAGGCCUACCACCUGAGUUCACACAUGUGGUAUUUGUUAUUGAAAGCAAGUUCGAUGUCAUGGAUCUUGAUGAAGUAGAUAUCUUACUUCUUGCACAUGAACUUCGCUUGAACAAAUUCAAGAAGCAAUCACCACCUGAUCUUGUUUCUCUCAAUCUUACACAUGCGGCUUCCACCGGUUCUACUACUAAAGACAGUGUUGCUGCAAUCUCUAAGCAAAACACUUAG